GAGCGCCCCGUCCCGCCGGCGGCCGCGAGACCAGAGCAAGCGAGCGAGCGAGGGUACGGCCGCGGUCCGGUGACCCCAGAGCGCAGCCCAGCGCGGCCGGCCGGCCCCAGUCCAGAGACCAGGCGAGCACAGCGCCACCGAGCCAAGCCGAGCGUAGCUCCCCGAAGCCCAGCGCGCGCCGUCGCCCGCGCCCCGCUCCGGGGAAUGCGCCCUCGGCGCGCCGGCCAGGGGGCGCCCGCAGCCCACCCGGGGGGAGGCGGCCCCGAACGCCCCUGAGCCUUCCCAUGGCCCGGGAUGGGGCCCGGGGCCUCGACUGCUGACGCGCCCGAAGCCCGCAGAACCUGUUAAGCCGGGGCCGCGGCCCCGACCCGGGCUCAGGCACAGCGGCGAGAGGGCGCGGGCAGGGCCAUGGCCCCGGGGGGCCGCUAGCGCGGACCGGCUCAACCGGGAGCCCCUCUGCUGCCGCCGCCGCCGCCGCUGCUCGGGAGCCCAGGCCCCUCCGCCGUGGAAGAGGUGUCUAGCCGGCUGCCUGAUUUCUGGGCCCUAGGCCCCUCCCACAAUGCCUGUCGCUGGCCUCCUCCUCUGGGCUUCCCUACUGACUGGGGCCUGGCCAGCCACCCCAACCCAGGACUACCUCCCGGCCACGCCCCGGGUCCGGCUCUCAUUUAAAGAGCUUAAGGCCACAGGCACGGCCCACUUCUUCAACUUCCUGCUCAACACAACUGAUUACCGAAUCCUGCUUAAGGACGAGGACCACGACCGCAUGUAUGUGGGCAGCAAGGACUACGUGCUGUCUCUGGACCUGCAUGACAUCAACCGCGAGCCCCUCAUUAUCCACUGGGCAGCCUCCCCACAGCGCAUUGAGGAGUGUGUGCUCUCAGGCAAGGAUGGCAACGGUGAGUGCGGGAACUUCGUCAGGCUCAUCCAGCCCUGGAACCGAACACACCUGUAUGUGUGCGGGACCGGCGCCUACAACCCCAUGUGCACCUAUGUAAACCGCGGCCGCCGCGCCCAGGCCACACCCUGGACCCAGAUGCAGGUGGUCAGAGGCCGAGGCAGCAGAGCCACCGAUGGUGCCCUCCACCCGACGCCCACAGCCCCACGCCAGGAUUACAUCUUCUACCUGGAGCCUGAGAAACUCGAGUCAGGAAAGGGCAAGUGUCCCUAUGACCCCAAGCUGGACACAGCCUCAGCCCUCAUCAACGAGGAGCUCUAUGCAGGUGUGUACAUCGACUUCAUGGGCACCGACGCGGCCAUCUUCCGCACGCUUGGAAAGCAGACGGCCAUGCGCACGGAUCAGUACAACUCCCGGUGGCUCAAUGACCCUUCGUUCAUCCACGCUGAGCUCAUCCCUGACAGCGCCGAGCGCAACGACGACAAGCUCUACUUCUUCUUCCGUGAGCGGUCUGCGGAGGCACCACAGAGCCCCGCCGUGUAUGCCCGCAUCGGGCGGAUCUGCCUGAACGAUGACGGCGGCCACUGCUGCCUGGUCAACAAGUGGAGCACAUUCCUGAAGGCAAGGCUGGUCUGCUCUGUGCCAGGCGAGGAUGGCAUCGAGACCCACUUUGACGAGCUCCGUGAGCACCCGGCAGGCGGGCGGGGGCCUAUGGCUACUGCAGGGGAUGGCGGCCGGAUGGGUGGUCAGGGGAAGCCUGGUGCCCCCCACCCAGGAGUGGGCAGGGCCUUGGGGCUCGUGGCCAAGGUACCCUCCCAGCUCCCUCUCCUUCUGUCCCCAGAGGAUGUGUUUGUCCAGCAGACCCAGGAUGUGAGGAACCCAGUCAUUUACGCUGUCUUUACCUCCUCGGGCUCUGUGUUCCGAGGCUCUGCCGUGUGUGUCUACUCCAUGGCUGACAUUCGCAUGGUCUUCAAUGGGCCCUUUGCCCACAAGGAGGGCCCCAACUACCAAUGGAUGCCCUUCUCAGGGAAGAUGCCCUACCCACGGCCCGGCACGUGCCCUGGUGGAACCUUCACGCCAUCCAUGAAGUCCACCAAGGACUAUCCUGAUGAAGUGAUCAACUUCAUGCGCACCCACCCACUCAUGUACCAGGCCGUUUACCCUCUGCAGCGGCGGCCCCUGGUGGUCCGCACAGGCUGUCCUUACCGUCUCACCACUGUUGCCGUGGACCAGGUGGAUGCAGCCGACGGGCGCUAUGAGGUGCUUUUCCUGGGCACAGACCGCGGGACAGUGCAGAAGGUCAUUGUGCUGCCUAAGGAUGACCAGGAGAUGGAGGAGCUCAUGCUAGAGGAGGUGGAGGUCUUCAAGGACCCAGCAUCUGUUAAGACCAUGACCAUCUCUUCCAAGAGGCAACAACUGUACGUGGCCUCAGCCGUGGGCGUCACACACCUGAGCCUGCACCGCUGCCAGGCAUAUGGGGCCGCCUGUGCCGACUGCUGCCUUGCCCGGGACCCCUACUGUGCCUGGGAUGGCCAAGCCUGUUCCCGCUACACAGCGUCCUCUAAGAGGCGGAGCCGCCGGCAGGACGUCCGGCACGGGAACCCCAUCAGGCAGUGCCGUGGGUUCAAUUCCAAUGCCAAUAAGAAUGCCGUGGAGUCUGUGCAGUAUGGCGUGGCAGGGAGCGCAGCCUUCCUUGAGUGCCAGCCCCGCUCGCCCCAGGCUACCGUUAAGUGGCUGUUCCAGCGAGAUCCGAGUGACCGGCGCCGAGAGAUGCGUGCAGACGACCGCUUCCUGCGCACGGAACAGGGCUUGCUGCUUCGCGCCCUGCAGCUUGGUGAUCGCGGCCUCUACUCCUGUACAGCCACCGAGAACAACUUCAAGCAUGUCAUCACACGAGUGCAGCUGCAUGUACUGGGCCAGGACGCCGUCCAUGCUGCCCUCUUCCCACCCCCAGCUGUGAGCGUCCCACCGCCCCCAGGCGCCGGGCCCCCCACACCCCCUUACCAGGAGCUGGCGCAGCUCCUGGCCCAGCCAGAAGUGGGCCUCAUCCACCAGUACUGCCAGGGUUACUGGCGCCAUGUGCCCCCCAGUCCCAGGGAGGCCCCAGGGGCACCCAGGCCUCCUGAACCCCAGGACCAGAAAAAACCCCGGAACCGCCGCCACCACCCACCGGACACAUGAGGCCUGCUGUCCGAGCCCUGCGAUGGGCCGGCCUAGUCCUCAUCCCUUUUAAUAUAAAAGAUAAAUAUAUAUAUAUAUAAAAUAUCUAUAUUCUAUAUACACCCUGCCCCUGCAAAGACAGUAUUUAUUGGUGGGUUGUAAAUAGCCUGCCUCAGCGGCAGCAUCAUCCAAAACUUAGACCCAUGCUGGUCAGAGACGGCAGAAAACGGAGCCCACCUAACCAGGCCCGGCCAGUUGGCCGAGCCAGGCCAGGACCACACAGUCCCCAGGCUCAGCUGGGAGUCUACCUGCUCGACAGCCACCGCCAGGAUCUACAGGACACAGGGAAGGAGCAAGCUCUACCUGGAUGGGGCACGGACUGUACACCUUCGCCCAUGUUUGCUGGUGGCAUACAUGUGGAUGCGAGGACUGCUUGGAGACCGGGGGUGGAGUGAGGGCUCAGAUGCGCUCAGAGAAGGGAAGAAGGGGCUGGCACAGGAUGCCGGCCCCUGCCUGGGAGAGGGGCACUCAGUCAAGGCCAGCCCUUUCCUGGGUAUUUAUUCUCUAUUUAUUGGGGACAGGAGAAGAGGAGCCCUGCCUGGGUGGGGCAGCCCCUCCAGCCCCUCCUUCCCUCCCUGCCUGGCCACUCUACCUCCUCUUUGCUUUCUGCAUGCCGCUGUGAUGCAGGGGCUGGGAGAAAAGCAGAGGGGCCAGGCUCAGGCAGCGCUGAGGGGAGAGGGGGUCAUGGUGGAGGCCUGGGGCCUGCAGGGGCUCCCCAGGGCUCCCUUCUGCCCACCACUUCAGAUGAUGGGUGUAAAUAGCUCUGGGGGGCAGUUGGGUAGGUGGAUGGGGGCUCCUGGCAGCCCUCGGCUGUCCAGGCCACACCUGCCCUUGGGUUCCAUCUUGCUAAUAAACACUGGCUCUGGGACUGGA
Messenger RNA from Lagenorhynchus albirostris (white-beaked dolphin), 3988 nucleotides. RefSeq names its product semaphorin 3F (gene SEMA3F). The transcript has 18 exons. Gene Ontology annotation, molecular function: semaphorin receptor binding; chemorepellent activity. Gene Ontology annotation, biological process: negative regulation of axon extension involved in axon guidance; neural crest cell migration; semaphorin-plexin signaling pathway. The record is from RefSeq and is a predicted model, not a curated record. Bases 560 to 3076 code for a protein of 838 amino acids. NCBI's taxonomy places the organism in Eukaryota, Metazoa, Chordata, Mammalia, Artiodactyla, Delphinidae.